Molecule: messenger RNA, 1874 nt
Organism: Cimex lectularius (bed bug)
Lineage: Eukaryota; Metazoa; Arthropoda; Insecta; Hemiptera; Cimicidae
Product: transmembrane protein 185A
Exons: 7
Coding region: 174-1184 (336 amino acids)
Source: RefSeq, a predicted model, not a curated record
UGACCCCUUCUAAAGUGGUUACUACCAAUCUCAUUUUCAUACUAUGUAACAAAGGUUUUCUCAUUUUUUAUUUUUUAUUUUUUAAAUUGAAAUACAUGGCUUAGGAAAAGAACGAAGAAAUUCUUUUGUACAAAUGUGUUUAACAUCGGUGUUCGACGGUAGUUAUUCGAAAAAUGAAUCUUCAAACUUUGUUUCAAGAUUUCAAUCCAAGCAAAUUCAUCGUCCACACAUCGCUGAUGAUAUUUACGGCUCUGUUCGCCUUAAAACUUGAUGGAUCCAUCGACUGGUCCUACUGGACGGUCUUCUCUCCGAUAUGGUUCUGGAAAUUUAUGGUGAUCUUGGGAGCAGCAGUCGGCAGUUAUGUCUGGUGGAGAUAUCCUCAUUUCAGAUUGGAGGGAGAGGCUUAUGUUCAUUACAAAGCAAUGCUUAUUAGUUUAGCAUUGCAUUUAAUUUUGCUUAUGUUUGAAUUGCUUGUGUGUGAUAAACUACAGUCAGGCCGGCAUCUUUGGAUUCUUGUGUUUAUUCCUCUAAUAUUCAUAUCAAUUGUUUCAAUCGCUGUGUGUAUUUGGGCUGUUAAACAUGACCGUUCAUUUGAGCUUGAAUUGUUCUGUGCUGUGAAUAUGCUGCAGUUUAUAUUUUUAGCUCUGCGUUUAGAUGGAUUUACUUCAUGGAGUUGGGAAGUUGUAUUCGUCCCACUAUGGAUAGUUAUGUGCUUGUCUUUAGUAGGGGUUUUGUACACGAUCAUUUUCGCUGGGAUUCUUUUGAGAACACCUCAAGUAAACGCCAGGCAGAGGAGGACAUCUUUUAACUCUGCACUUGCCUAUACAUUCUUGGUGAUACCUAUAUUAAUAUUCCAGGUACUUCUUACGAACAAAUUAGACGGUGAUAUAUCAAUGGCAUACAUUGGAGUGGCUUCGCCAUUAUUUUUAAGUUUUUUCACAUUGAUAUUGAUGUCAUUUAGUGCCAAAGGAGGCAAUAGAUGGUGGUUUGGCAUUCGUAAAGAUUUUUGCCACUUUCUCCUGAGCAUGUUCCCAUUUUUGCAAGAAUACGCCAACAUCGCUUACAGUACGAACAACCAGUCGAGUGGAGAGCCAGGGUCAAGAACAAGAGGAGAUAAAUCUAAGAAACAAAUCGAUGUAAACAAGCCAGUCGUACCUAUAAUAUCAAUUGAAACUCCCGACUAAAUCCAAUUCUUAUAUUCAUGUUAUAAUUAAGAAUUGUAGUAUUUAAAAAACUAACAUAAAAAAUUAGUUAUUUUUCUUACAUUUGCUUAAUGAAUUGUCAUUAACUCUCAGUACAUCAUAGACAUUCCUAUGAGAGGAAAUUGAUUAAAAAACAAAACAACAACCCUCAGGGGAAUCAUUUCUCCAUGACAAAUUCCAUAUAGUUACCCAAUUCAACAAUAUUUGUGUCAUGGUUAUGUACUUAGUUUUCUAUGUGAACCACUGUAUUGACAUAAUGUACCAUUCAAAUGUUAUUUUCAUUGAUAAGAUGCCAUUGUUGGUACAAUACUUGGUAAGUCGGGUUUUAUACAUUUUCAUGUUUGAUUCGUGCCUGCCAGAAAUUGUAUUAUAGUAUUAAAUUAUAAUCUGUAAGGGUCUUAUUUAAGUGUAUUCAAUACAAUCUAUCACUCGACUAAUUCUUUUAAGACUGACAGUGUUAUCUUUAUAAUUAUUGUUUAGCUAAAUUUUGUCUUUAAUAUAGGUUGACAUGAACAAUUUUGAUAAAUUUUAAUUAUAUAUAUGUUUUGUUUAAGCUAGUUAUACUUCAUUUUAUUUGAUCAGGCAGAUUGGCCUUCAUAUAUUAUUGAAUUGUUUAUUAAAAUUUCGAAAAUUUUAUUUAAUUUGACCUUUUCAAUGUUUAUUAUUGUUCAA